Messenger RNA from Sebastes umbrosus (honeycomb rockfish), 1080 nucleotides. It is a transcript of the gene nat9, whose product is annotated as N-acetyltransferase 9 (GCN5-related, putative). Gene Ontology annotation, molecular function: N-acetyltransferase activity. The record is from RefSeq and is a predicted model, not a curated record. NCBI's taxonomy places the organism in Eukaryota, Metazoa, Chordata, Actinopteri, Perciformes, Sebastidae. Gene Ontology annotation, biological process: protein acetylation. The transcript is spliced from 6 exons. The coding region runs from base 116 to 748 and encodes 210 amino acids.
CUGCGCAUGUGUGAAGCAUUGUGUUGACCCGGAAGUGAAAGAGGAGUGAACAUGUGGAGCUGAACAGCUGAAGCUCUCAGUCACAUCUCGGUGGUUUAAAUCAGGUUUUAACAUCAUGAAGAUCAAUGAGAACACUUUAUUGGAGGGAACCAGAGUCGUGUUGGUUCCUUACAAUGCAGAGCACGUGCCCAGGUAUCACGAGUGGAUGAAGUCUCCUGAGCUGCAGCUGCUGACCGCCUCAGAGCCGCUGACCCUGGAACAGGAGUACGAGAUGCAGAAGAGCUGGAGGGAAGAUGAUGACAAGUGCACGUUCAUCAUCUUGGACAAGCAGCGAUGGGCGGACGGCAGUGUAGAAGAGGAGCAGUGCAUGGUGGGAGAUGUCAACUUGUUCCUGACUGACCCCUCAGACCCGUCCCUGGCUGAGCUGGAGGUCAUGAUAGCAGAGCCCAGUCACAGAGGCAAGGGCAUCGGGAAAGAGGUGACACGCAUGAUGAUGAGCUACGGAGUCACCAAACUCGGGGUCAAACAGUUUGAAACGAAGAUUGGGCUGGACAACAAGGCCAGCAUCGCCAUGUUCAAGAAACUCCACUUCAAGGAGGUGUCGGUGUGUAAGGUGUUCAAAGAGGUGACUCUCGAGAUGACGGUUGACGAGUCCGUUCGGACGAGGCUGCAGGACGACACGGCCGACAUGAAGGAGAGAGACUACAGACACACCUGCAGCAACAGACAGGAACUGGUUUCACAGUGACGUGCUGAGCUGCAUCCUGAAGACUUCCAGCUGUGAAGGAGAUCAUUCUGCAGGGAAAAUCUGAGAUGGAAACUGGUGUGUGCUUUAACCUUUUUAGAUAUUUACACACCUGCAGAGGUGGGAGGUUCAUUUACUCAAGUAGCUUUGAGGUUACAGGUUGUUACAGGUUAUGUAAACAUUUACAUUUUGGGAUGUAUUGUACUUUUCCACCGCUACAUUUCAGAGGGAACUAUUGUACUUUUUACGUUAAUAUUAGGACUGUCAAUCGAUUAAAAUAUUUAAUCGAGAUUAAUCACAUUUUUUUUAUCUAUUAAAAAUGUACCUUAAAGGGA